Messenger RNA from Pygocentrus nattereri (red-bellied piranha), 2850 nucleotides. RefSeq names its product ALG9 alpha-1,2-mannosyltransferase (gene alg9). Lineage: Eukaryota; Metazoa; Chordata; Actinopteri; Characiformes; Serrasalmidae. Gene Ontology annotation, biological process: protein N-linked glycosylation. Gene Ontology annotation, cellular component: endoplasmic reticulum membrane. Bases 161 to 2065 code for a protein of 634 amino acids. The transcript has 15 exons. The record is from RefSeq and is a predicted model, not a curated record. Gene Ontology annotation, molecular function: alpha-1,2-mannosyltransferase activity.
GGAUAAACACGCGGGUAGUUAGGUGAUCUAGACAGAUGUGAGGUUUCUGCCUGUGCGACACCUCGACUUUUAAAGCUGCCCCAAACAAACAUGGCUCACGGUGAAAGGAAAGCGUAACGUUAGCCGCGCAGGACGCCGCCAUGGUUUUCCAGUAGUAAACAUGGCGACGAAGGGGGUCCGCCAGCGCAACAGACGGGGGAGCAAACAGGACGCCAACAACGUCAACAGCAGCUCAGUCGGCGGCGAAAACCGAGCGGCGAAGGACGAAAAGGCAGCUGACGAUGGAAAAUCCAGCGAAACACGGAACGAAUCUUUCCCAGAUAAGCACAUCACCCCUUAUGCCACACCCCUCUACCAUUUUAGGUCAUCUGGUAAAGCAGGCCAGGUGUGGGCCCCGGAAGGUUCCACAGCCUUCAAGUGCCUGGUGUCUGCCCGCUUCUGUGCUGCCCUACUCAGCAACAUCUCAGACUGUGAUGAAACCUUCAAUUAUUGGGAGCCGACACACUACCUGCUUUAUGGAAAAGGGAUGCAGACAUGGGAGUAUUCCCCAGCCUAUGCCAUUCGCUCUUAUGCUUACUUGUGGCUCCAUGCCCUUCCUGCUUGCUUUCAUGCCAAGAUACUGCAGACCAACAAGGUCCUUGUGUUUUACUUUCUCCGCUGCGUGUUGGCAUUCACUUGUUGCGUCUGUGAGCUCUACUUCUACAAGGCAGUAUGCAAGAAGUUUGGUCUGCAUGUUGGCCGCCUCAUGCUUGCCUUCCUGGUCCUGAGCGCAGGGAUGUUCUGCUCUUCUGCAGCUUUCCUGCCCAGCACUUUCUGCAUGUACAGCACAGUGGUUGCUAUGACUGGCUGGUUCCUAGGGCGACCCAGUUUGGCUAUACUGGGUGUAGCAGCAGGGGCAAUUGUGGGCUGGCCCUUCAGUGCUCUGCUGGGGAUACCCAUUGCUUUCGACCUCCUCUUGCUGAAGAAGAAGUGGAAAAGUUUCAUUACAUGGACGCUUGUAGCCCUGGUGCUCUUUCUGGUCCCUGUAGUUGUAGUGGAUAGUUAUUACUAUGGAAAGCUGGUGGUGGCACCUCUUAAUAUAAUACUGUACAACGUCUUCACUCCUCAUGGGCCGGAUCUCUAUGGCACUGAACCUUGGCACUACUACUUUGUGAAUGGUUUCCUCAACUUUAACAUUGUGUUUGUGUUGGCCUUGUUUUCGCUUCCCCUCACGGCUCUAAUGGAGGCCCUGCUUCAGAGGUUUAAUGUGCAGAACCUUGGCCGUCCCUAUUGGCUCACACUGUCUCCCAUGUACCUCUGGAUGCUGGUUUUCUUCACUCGUCCCCACAAGGAGGAGCGCUUCCUGUUUCCCAUCUACCCCCUCAUCUGUCUGUGUGGGGCCGUGGCACUUUCCUCUCUCCAGAAGUGCUAUCACUUCAUGUUCCAGCGUUAUCGUCUGGAACACUAUACCAUUUCCUCCAACUGGCUGGCUCUGGGUUCUGUGAUUCUGUUCGCUGUGCUCUCUCUCUCGCGCUCGGUGUCUCUCUUCCGAGGUUAUCAUGCUCCUCUGGACUUGUAUCCUGAGUUUCACCGCAUAGCCAAAGACCCAGCCAUCCACACAGUGCCUGAGGGCAGGCCGGUCAGUGUGUGUGUGGGGAAGGAGUGGUACCGUUUCCCCAGCAGCUUCCUGCUGCCCAACAACUGGCAACUACAGUUCAUCCAGUCAGAGUUCCGGGGGCAGCUGCCCAAGCCUUAUGCCUCAGGACCUGAUGCCACACAGAUCCUGCCAACAGACAUGAACGACCAGAAUCUAGAAGAGCCUUCCAGAUAUGUGGAUCUGAAGCACUGUCACUAUCUGGUAGACUUGGCGACAGACAUGGAAGCUCCUCGAGAGCCAUGCUACGCAGCUAACAAAGACGAGUGGAGCGUCAUUGCAGAAAAACCUUUUCUGGAUGCUUCAAAAUCGUCCAGGUUCUUCAGGGCGUUCUUCAUUCCGUUCCUGUCCGAGCACCACACUACCUACAGCAGAUAUGUCAUCCUCAAGCCCCGGCGGGUGAAACAUGGCAGAAGAAGAACGCAGCCCUGAUGCUUCAUUUAUUUAUUUAUUUUUUGAUGAUUGCAUCCCUUCUUUGCUUCUUCUGUUUUCCACACUAAGCCUCUGACGAGACCCUCUGUCUGAACUCUGUAUGAGAGCAAGUGUGCAAGAGUAAGAGAGAAAGCUUGCAGUGUCUGUUUGUAUUAUGACCAAUUUGACUGUUCCCAUCCAUUGUAACAACCCAGGCCACCUGUCAGUUGCAGCACGGAAGCUUAAGCCAUUUGCCCCUCGCUGGCCCUUAUGUAGACCCAUGCAUUCCAUGGCUUUUCUCCAGCCCCUUACUUUGCUAUGUCCCACAUAGUGCAUUACUGCAGAUAUAGACCGCUCUCCAGCCUCUUUGUACCUUUAUAACAGAAAGACACUCUGUUCAGCAACCCCUUUAAGGACCACAAGUCCCUUCUUCGCCAGCGUCCUGUGUAUUUGUCCUCAUGCUCUCUCGACCUGGUUUUGGACAAUGAACUUCACUCAGCCCCAGGUCACAGUUAAUGUCAUCCGUUGUCUUGUUGCGAUGUGGAGUAUACAUGGAAUCUACUGAUUGCUUGUCUUGUGCGUAUGGCCCAGGUUCUCCCCCUUUUGCAGCUUCUUCAGCAGAAGAACUGGCACUAAAAACUGUGUCUAGUUCCGCCAGUUGCUCUAUCUGUGAAAGUACAUAAACUGGUAGGAUGGUUGGUGGACCAGGGCGUGUUAAUUGAGUGUUGAUGUGUGGUCAUGUCCUCAGAACAGUCAUCUCAGUGUUAACUGUUUGAUGGAAUCAAAUAAAAAGUGUGGAACAGAGA